AAAAAUGUUUAUGUUCAUCGGGCUGAAGUUACACGUGUUGUCUUUUAUUCCGUGAACGCUAUUAUUUAGCUGCUUUCAUUGUAACAGUCCUGUGGAGCCUUUGACCGGCAGGCAGGAUGAUGCGGUACUGGGGAGAGAUCCCGGUGCAGGCAGCGCCGGCCAGCCGCAGCUCCUUCGACCUCCUGCAGAGGGAGUUCCGCUCGGUGGAGAUGCAAGACCCCCCGCUGCACCAGCCGUCCGCGCAUCGCCCGCGGCCGACCACCAUGUUGGAUAUCCCGUCGGAGCCCUGUAGCCUCACCAUUCACACGGUCCAGCUGUGCCAGCACGCCCGUCGCCUUAGGGCCCUCCUGGCUGCCGCCCAAGGCCAGCCGGCUGCCGACGGCACUGGGAGGCUGGAGGAGGGGGACCCCCUGCCACCAAGGCCUCCCACACCCGCUGUGCCCGACGACCUGCUGCCACUGGACAGCAAGGGUCCUCGACAGCACUUCCAGCUGCGGCACAGUGACCCGGAGAGGGACUUCUACAAGGGUAAAGGGGAGCCCGUGACGGAGCUGAGCUGGCCCUCCUGCAGGCAGCUGCUGUACCAGUCCGUGGCCACGGUGCUGGCGCACGCCGGGUUCGAGUCGGCGCAGGAGAGCGUCCUGGAGACGCUGACGGACCUGGCGCACGAGCACUACCUGCGCCUGAGCCGGCUGCUGCGCGUGGCGGUGGACCGCGAGGCGCGCCUGGGCGCCACGCCCUUCCCCGACGUGGUGGAGCAGGUCUUCCACGAGGUGGGCAUCGGCAGCGUGCUGGCGCUGCAGAGGUUCUGGCAGGUGCGCAUCAAGGACUACCACAGCUACAUGCUCCAGGUGAGCGCGGAGCUUUCGGAGGAGUACGAGCGGCUGGUGAACCCGGAGAAGGCUCUGGAAGACUCCAAGCCCCUGAAGAUCAAGGAGGAGCCCGUCAGCGACAUCGCCUUCCCCGAGAGCGAGGAGCCCGAGGCGGACCUGGCGUCCGGGGACCAGGCCCUGCCCAUCGGGGUGCUGGGGGCCCCCAGCGAGAGGCUGGGGGCCGGUCUGGAGGGCGACAACUCGCCCCACCCCUCAGGGGCAGCGGGUAACGGCUCCCCGCUGUGGCACCUGGCCCAGGUGAAGAUGGAGCCCCAGGACAGCGAGGAGGCCCAGGUGUCCGCCCACGGGGUGCUGGGGGGCGAUGUGUUCGACGAGGGGCCCAUGUCCACCCUGAGCGAGGCCGGCAUCCCCCCCUCGCCCGGCGGGGGGGCCUCGGACGGCAGCUACGCCUCCCCCUCGCCCGACUCGCUCAUGAGCGCGUCGCCCGUCUUCAACCAGCGGCCGCGCAAGCGGACGAAGAAGAUGUGAGGGAGGCCCGCCGCGCGCCGUUCACCGACCCGCCGCAGUGUGGCGCCGCCACCUCGCGACACUAAGGCCCGGGGUUUACCGCCCUUCCCUCAGUGAAGCCCGGACGAACUGCGGUACUCGGGAGAGGCUGGUUUUGAGGAGUGUUCCUCAAGCUCCAGUCCUCCAGGGCCACACUUGCCAGAAGGUUUUUGUUGUAACCGGGAACGGACACGGCUGAUUUAGCCCCUUAUGGGCGGAUGUGACCUGCACGUUACAUCUCCCUUAACAGACUGAUGCGAUGCCAGUGUUGUAUUUGAUCAUAUGACCGUUUUUACACACACAUGACCAUUGAAAUGCAUUGUGAUUCCUAGGCCUUACUAUGGGUUUUCUCUAGGGCUCCUUAGUCCAUAAUGGGUUAAUAAAUGAAUCUAUCAAACCUGCCCUCGAUUAGUUAAAUCAGGUGUGUGAGUUCCUGGUUACAACAAAAACCUUCUGGCUAGUGGGUCCUGAGGACUGGUGUUGAGAAGCACUGGAUUAGCAAACUAGCUAGCUCCAUAACAUGGAUACAGAUAGAUUUGGUAAAAAUGCAUUAAAUGAAAACCUGUGAAGAAGUAUGUGCACAUCUGUGGUUGGCUGAGCUGAACCCAGGGUCAGACCUGCUGUCUGCAGUCUUGGAGGCAGCAGCUGCCCUCCAGGCGUCUCUGAGGGAAGGAGAGGAUCAUGGGCAACACACAGCACCAGAGGUAAACCUACAGAGGACCACUGAGACCAAAAACUCCUCGGCCUGAAUUUAAUCGACAGCUUUUGACUUAGUGCACUCUUACUCAUUACUUUUUUCCCCAUUGUAAACAGUUGGUGUUUAAUUUUGGUGAUUGCAGACUUAAAUUCUGUUUGUGAAUAAUAAUAAUAAUAAUAAUAAUAAUAAUAAUAAUAAUAAACAGAAGCUAACACUGCCUUUAAAUUGUGAGAUAAAUUUAUGAACAAAUGUUGGUUGAAUCCAGGGUCUAUUUUGUAAAUGUAGGGGAAUGAAAAAGACCUGCAUUUAUUGAGUUUUUCUACCUUUUACCCAGACAGACUUGCCGCAGAAUUAUCGACGAGUCUUGAGAGAUCCGAUUCUGCAACAAGUUGUUCAUUACGUAUUUAUAAAUGGCAGGCAUUUUUAGUUUUAUAUUACAAAAAUGAAUGUUGUAUCGCCCUAUCAGGUAGGUUAUCAUUCGGCAUGAUAAUAAACCUUUUUUUCAUUGUUCGUCUGGAGGUCCUUCCGCCCCCCUCCCUUCCCCGUUCAUACAGUGGAUCUCAGACGAAGACAUCCUGAAUAACCAAUGGGCAAAGAGACUGCUGUGGUUAGCGAAAACAAUAGUCGAUGGGAUAAGUGAUUACCGUUGCCAUGACAGCAUGCUAACGGCUAAUUCAGUUGUACACAUUAUUGUAAAUGGAGGCCUUCUUGCACUGCUGCCCUUAUUGAUUGCAUUAGCCCCCUUAACUCCACGGACAGACCCUAAUUGCUUGUCAGUUGUGCAUUUGGUAGAGACUAUUAUCUCCAUAUACAGUCACUGAGCCCUUUAUUAGGUAUUUAUUACUUUGUGUUCAGAGACGCUCUUCUGCAUUACCUUUCACCAGGGGCCAGUGUCACAAAGCAGGGUUCAUGAAUUAGCUGGAGUAAAACCCCAAAGAGCAGUUGGUUAGUUGCUACUCAAACCACCCUGUCUGGUACCAACAACCAUUCCACGGUCAAAGUCACUUGCUUUUUGUUGCUGCCACAUGAUUGGCUGAUUAAAUAUUUGCAUCAAGGUGGUGUACAGGUCUACCUAAUAAAGUGCUCACUGAGUACGCAUGCAGGGCAAACAUAUCAAUAUAAGUGGAAAUGUUCUGUUUUAAGAGAAAUGUACAUGCAAAUAGAUACCUAAAAUAGAUGCAAUAAAAUUGUCUUGCAUUAUAA
Messenger RNA from Conger conger (European conger), 3279 nucleotides. It is a transcript of the gene supt7l, whose product is annotated as SPT7 like, STAGA complex subunit gamma. NCBI's taxonomy places the organism in Eukaryota, Metazoa, Chordata, Actinopteri, Anguilliformes, Congridae. The transcript has 5 exons. Gene Ontology annotation, molecular function: transcription coactivator activity; protein heterodimerization activity. The coding region runs from base 117 to 1361 and encodes 414 amino acids. The record is from RefSeq and is a predicted model, not a curated record. Gene Ontology annotation, cellular component: SAGA complex.